Anoplopoma fimbria (sablefish) is the source of this 2592-nucleotide messenger RNA. Its product is annotated as transcription factor 12-like. Gene Ontology annotation, biological process: regulation of transcription by RNA polymerase II. Gene Ontology annotation, molecular function: RNA polymerase II cis-regulatory region sequence-specific DNA binding; protein dimerization activity; DNA-binding transcription factor activity, RNA polymerase II-specific. Gene Ontology annotation, cellular component: transcription regulator complex. The transcript has 13 exons. The record is from RefSeq and is a predicted model, not a curated record. NCBI's taxonomy places the organism in Eukaryota, Metazoa, Chordata, Actinopteri, Perciformes, Anoplopomatidae. The coding region runs from base 95 to 1591 and encodes 498 amino acids.
AGUGCAUGUGGACUACAUACACAUGAGUAAAGACACGGACAGAAGAGCUGCUCGUGGACUGUAUUGAGAGCCUUGCCCUGAACCAGACGGAGUUAUGUACUGUGCCCAUCCUGUCUCUGGAACAGGAAACAACUCAAUGAUGUACUGCUACAACAUGAAACCGGUUUACGGGCAGUCUCCCACUAAUGACGACAUCAACCAGAACUCAUCUUCAUAUCCGUCCACCAAGGCCCACAGCAAUGUGUUCGCAAGCACCUUCUUUGAGGGGAUGAGCAAUUCGCCUGACAUCUGGAACGCUGUAAAUGGGCUGAACCAGCAGGGCUAUGAAGGUGCACUGGGAGCAGCCACAGCCCACCAAACACAGCCUGGCAGCUACAGCAGCCUGCAGCCAACACAACACAGUCACCUGGACUACUCUCCACAGUCAGUGAUGGCUGCCGACAUGAACAGGGGUCUCCCACCAAUGUCCACUUUUCACCGCAACAAUACAGCAUCACGCACUCCGUCAGGCAACACCUCAGAGAACUCAACAGUCUCAGGGAACAAGGGACAUGUGUCAGGAGGGUCACAGACAGGCGAUACCUUGGGCAAAGCUCUGGCCUCUAUUUAUUCCCCCGAUCACACCAGCAGCAGCUUCCCCUCCAGCUCGUCUACACCGGUGAGGUCUCCGUCCCCGCUGCAGAACGCAGCUGAACCUGCAGGUACAAACAUGUGGCCUCGGGGUUCAGUUCAGGCACCAGUGUCACCACACUAUGAGUCUUCACUUAUAUCAUUGUCUCAGGUGGAGGACCGCCUGGACAGACUGGACGACGUGAUCCACGUCCUGAGGAACCACGCUGUGGGCCCCACGGCCGUCCUGCCCACCGACAUCCACGGCCUGCUGAACCAGAACCUCCACGGCCACCUGGGACCGGCCAGCACUCUGCCGCUCACCUGCCACACUUCAGCCAUGGUUGAAGCUGUCAAUAUGAACAACAACCACUCAGCCUUCCAGAGUCGCACACAAAACGGCCACCCGUACCAGGCCAGACCGAGGACCACGCUUCAGCCCAUGCAGAGUGGAGGAGGUCUGGGAGUUCAGAAUAAUCUGGAGCUGAAGAUGGAAAGCAGGGAAAGGGAAGAGAUGAUGCACACCAGUCACAGCUCUGACAGCCAGAGAUCAGAUGAGGAGAGUGACCUCAAAACACAAGGAGAACACAGCGGAAGUAACAGUAUCCACGAGGACGGGGAUGAAGAUCUGAGUCCGGAGCAGAAGGCCGAGCGUGAGCGCGACAGGAGGAUGGCCAACAACGCCCGUGAACGUCUGCGUGUGCGGGACAUCAACGAGGCCUUCAAGGAGCUCGGUCACAUGUGUCAGCUGCACCUGAAGAGCGAGAAGCCGCAGACCAAGCUUCUGGUUCUGCACCAGGCCGUGUCGGUGAUCCUCAGCCUUGAGCAACAAGUCAGAGAGAGGAACCUGAACCCGAAGGCAGCGUGUCUGCGGAGGAGGGAGGAGGAGAAGGCGUCUGCAGUCAUGAACGACCCACAGUCCAUUCAUCUGGCUUACCAUCCCAGUGUGACAGACGCAUCAAACCCCAUGGGCCACCUCUGAUCAUCUGAUAAUACCGGCAUCAAAUCCAGCAUAAAAUGAGUGAAGAGCAUACCAGGAAACAUCCAGCUGUUUUGGAGGUCCAGCAUUUCUCCGGGCUUCGGAGGACGACCUCUCCGUUGAACAAUCAGUCUAACUUUGUGCCUAAACUUUACUUGUAACAGACAAAUGCAUUGUAAGCUGCAGAUGUUUUGUACAUAUUUUGUAUAUUUAUUGAUUAUCUGUCUGUUUUGAAUAUAUCUGAAAGGAUGAAACCCAAAAGGGACUCGGGGUCAUCUGCAGUUUUUAAUUUUUUGGCAGAGCCAGAUAACUUUUGGACUUUUACAGUGUAUCAUUAUUUACCACGUACUCUCGUGAUUUUCACCGAGCUCAGAGGAACAACAUUCACACAUCUGUGUGUUCAGACAACGGAUUUCAUUUGUCCUGUGGUGUGUGGGUGUGUGUGUGUGUGUGUGAGCUGUUGUGUGCGACCGUUUGUGUGAGUAUUGCAGGAGUUUGACCAUUCUGUGAAUGAACAGAUCUCCGAGAAUGAUCUUGUAACACGUGGGCUUCAUCUGUUUUCUGUAAAUUUGUUACAAAUUUGUGUUAAAGCAUUGUUAACAGGAUUAUACUUAAUGAUACCCUGGUGGACAGAAUCCCUCCUCUUCUCAGUGUAAUUAUUGCUCUUCGGACAUAGUCCAAGCUCUUUGCAUGUUUGAGUUUUUAAUAGAACAUUACAUUUUUUCUAAGUUAUGUAACUUAUCUUUUAUACAAAUAUUGUGAAUUUCAUAAUGUCUCUAUUUACUUUUACACAGAAAAAACAUUUUUGUGCAGUUUUACUAGAUGUAGCCACAUGUCAUGCUCUGAGCAAUACAGUAUUACAGAAUAAUUGAUGUCUUGUUUGCUUAUCACUCUGCUGAACAAAUAAUAAAUAAUAAUCAUAAAUAAUCUGUAAUACUCCUAUCAUAACAUGUACAGUAUGUGUACAGUUUGAAGUAGCCUUCAGGCAUGUGUCGAAAUGAUAA